Messenger RNA from Thamnophis sirtalis, 3239 nucleotides. The record is from RefSeq and is a predicted model, not a curated record. Lineage: Eukaryota; Metazoa; Chordata; Lepidosauria; Squamata; Natricidae.
AUGCGGCUACCCUUGCAGAGCAUUGCGAAGCUACAGCUAGUACAGAAUAAGACAGCUCGGCCGGAUAACGAGAUCUCUUCUGACUGCAACCACCUGCUGUGGAACUACAAAUUGAACCUGACUACAGAUCCAAAAUUUGAAUCGGUGGCUAGAGAAGUUUGCAAAUCCACUAUAUCAGAGAUCAAAGAGUGUGCUGAUGAACCGGUCGGAAAAGGUUAUUUGGUAUCGUGCUUGGUGGAGCACAGAGGAAACAUCACGGAAUACCAGUGUCACCAGUACAUCACCAAAAUGACAGCCAUAAUUUUCAGCGAUUACCGCCUGAUCUGUGGAUUUAUGGAUCAAUGCAGGUCUGAUAUUAACUUCCUGAAGUGUGGCAGUAUUCGACCGGGAGAAAAGGAUGCCCAUUCUCAAGGGGAAGUGGUGGCCUGCCUGGAGAAAGGACUGGUGAAAGUGGCGGAGGACAACGAGCAUCGCAUCAAAGUCUCGGAGUCCUGCAUGAAGGCGAUUCUCCGAGUGGCGGAGCUGUCCUCGGAUGACUUCCACCUGGACCGGCAUCUCUAUUUUGCUUGCCGAGAUGAUCGGGAGCACUUUUGUGAGACUACUCAAGCAGGCGAAGGCAGAGUAUACAAGUGUCUAUUUAACCACAAGUUUGAAGAUGCCAUGAGUGAAAAGUGUCGGGAUGCAUUGACCACUCGGCAAAAGUUGAUUGCCCAGGAUUACAAAGUCAGCUACUCCUUGGCCAAAUCCUGCAAAAGCGACCUGAAAAAGUACCGUUGUAAUGUGGAGAAUUUGCCUCGUACCCGGGAAGCCCGUCUCUCUUACCUGCUCAUGUGCCUCGAAUCUGCUGUGCACAGAGGUAGUGUUCAUCCUUUUUGCUCUUUUGUCAUACCCUACCGCCACCUCUCCUAUUCCGGUGCAUACAUUAUCUUUCUGGCACAGUAUUUCCAUUCGCUUCAGACACUGAUCCAGGAGGUGGAUCCUGUGGCGGAUUAUCGUAUCGAUCGAGCUUUGAACGAAGCCUGCGAGUCAGUGAUCCAAACAGCCUGCAAGCACAUCCGUGCCGGAGAUCCCAUGAUUCUUUCUUGCCUCAUGGAGCACUUGUACACAGAGAAGAUGGUGGAGGAUUGUGAACACCGGCUCUUAGAGCUUCAGUACUUUAUUUCACGGGAUUGGAAGUUGGAUUCCGUCCUCUACCGUAAGUGCCAAGGAGAUGCCUCUCGACUUUGUCACACUCAUGGUUGGAAUGAAACAAGCGAGAUUAUUCCUCCCGGAGCCAUCUUCUCCUGCCUAUACAGACACGCUUAUCGCACAGAAGAGCAGGGAAGAAGGUUAUCCCGAGAAUGCAGAGCGGAAGUACAGCGAAUUCUGCAUCAGCGCGCUUUGGAUGUGAAACUAGAUCCAGCCCUCCAAGACAAGUGCAUGAUAGAUUUGGGGAAGUGGUGCAGUGAGAAAACAGAAACUGGACAGGAACUCGAAUGUCUACAAGACCAUCUGGAUGAUCUGGUAACUGAAUGCAGAGACGUUGUUGGAAACCUUACAGAGCUGGAAUCUGAGGACAUCCAGAUAGAAGCUUUGCUGAUGCGAGCAUGUGAACCCAUCAUCCAGACCUUCUGCCAUUCUUGUAGCGAUCACUUGGGUACCAAAAAGGUGGAGUUAGAAGAGCAGGCAGAUGGUGGAGAAUCGGAUGCCUGGGGCCAUCCUCCUUGUUACAUCAGUUUCCUCUCAACCUUCCAGACCCUCUUCCCCCUUGAGAAAGGGAUUUCUUUCUUUGAGAACGUAAUUGAAAAGGUUUGCUCAGCACUGGCCAAAGUUUCUCACGAUGGGGGAUGGCUCCAUGUCUUGAGUCUGGGUCUUGGAGGAAGGAUGAGUCUCCAAGCUUUGCCUUCCUGCACUGUUUCCUACUUGGAGGAGAUGUUCAAGCAUAGGAGAAGUUUCUCCUUGGCUGAGUUGUUGUUUCCCUGUCUCCCUUGGCAGAGGUUCUGCCCUGAAGCAGACGCAAAGAACAUGCUGCAGUGCUUGAAGCAGAACAAAAACAGCGAGGUGAUGGAUCCCAAAUGCAAGCAAAUGAUCACAAAGCGCCAGAUUACCCAGAACACAGAUUACCGCCUGAAUCCAGUGCUCAGGAAAGCAUGCAAAGCAGACAUCCCCAAAUUCUGCCAGAGCAUUCUGAGUAAAGCCAAGGAGGAGUCAGAGCUGGAAGGGCAGGUCAUCUCCUGCCUGAAACUGAAAUACGCAGACCAGCGUCUUUCUUCAGACUGCGAAGAUCAGAUUCGAGUGAUCAUUGAGGAAUCUGCUCUGGAUUACCGGUUAGAUCCUCAGUUGCAAAUGCACUGCUCAGAAGAGAUUUUCACUUUGUGCGCAGAAGAGGCCGCAGCCCAGGAGCAGACUGGGCAGGUGGAAGAGUGCCUGAAAGUGAACUUGCUCAAAAUUAAAGCAGAGAUGUGCAAAAAGGAGGUGCUGAACAUGCUGAAGGAAAGCAAGGCUGAUAUUUUUGUGGAUCCUGUCCUUCACACAGCCUGCGCGCUGGACAUCAAGCACCACUGUGCCGCCAUCACUCCAGGAAGAGGCCGGCAGAUGUCCUGCCUCAUGGAGGCUCUGGAGGACAAGCGGGUACGGCUACAGCCAGAAUGCAAAAAACGCCUUAAUGACCGGAUCGAAAUGUGGAGCUUUGCCGCGAAGGUGGCCCCAGCAGAAGGCUUUUCGGACCUUGCCAUGCAAGUGGUGACGUCUCCCUCCAAGAACUACAUCCUGUCGGUGAUCAGUGCAGGCAUCUGUGUCCUGUUCCUGAUUGGUCUGAUGUGCGGGCGUAUCACCAAGCGAGUGACACGAGAACUGAAGGACAGGUAGAGACGACCUUGAUCACCGGAGGGAAGGAGGAGGAGGAGGAAGGCCUGCCCAAUUUGUACAGUCUUCUCUGUAUAGUCUCCCUCCCCACCUCGCUCUCCUUCAGACAAUACAAGCCAAUUAGAACAGCAGCAGCAGCAGCAGCAGCUCGGGUCGACUGGUCUCCCAUCCUGUCCAGCAGCUUUGUUACCCCAUCGUUAGCCACGGUUGUUUGCCUGCCUGUAGACAAAGCUCUUUCUUUCCCCCCUCCCCCCACUUUUAUUUUCUGGUCCCCUCGUCCUGUUGAACUACCUUCUUCACAUGCUCCAAAUCAGACUGACAAACUGCAGCCCCGGAGGUUUUUAAAGUGAACCUUUUAAAGAUCCAUUCUUGGCAUAAUUUGGCGAGGGGAGGAG